AUGCUUCGUAGGCUUAAAAAGGAUACCGUGAAGAAUAUCCCCCCCAUGACUGAAAUAUUGGUUCCUGUUGAGUUGUUAUCUAUUCAGGUGGAAUACUAUCAUACAUUGCUUACAAAGAACUAUCAGAUAUUACGCUAUGUGGGGAAAGGGGAAUUAGUGAAAUCAAUGUUAAAUGUUGUGGCACAGUUAAGGAAUGUUUGCAACCAUCCUUACCUCAUACCAGGCACUGAGCCUGAUUCUGGAUCAGUGGAAUUCUUUCAUGAAAUGCAGAUAAAAGGCUUUAGCAAAACUCACUCUGCUGCAUUCUAUGCUUAA
Fraxinus pennsylvanica is the source of this 315-nucleotide messenger RNA. NCBI's taxonomy places the organism in Eukaryota, Viridiplantae, Streptophyta, Magnoliopsida, Lamiales, Oleaceae. The record is from the annotation of a GenBank genome assembly.